CAUAAUCAAGCAUUUGGUGAGUGAAAUCAAAUAAAAGCCUCUGACAAACCCUGUUAUUUUUCAAACUCAGUAAGGACCCCGCAUGCAGGGUGAAAUCUGCCCGUGUCCUGGCAUAUGGUGCAGUUUAAGCCCUAUUUUGAGGGUUCAGGGAGACCUUCCUGAUUCAUAGCUCUUGUGUUGGUUCUUUCCAUAUGGAUGAAGUCCCCCCCAUAUACAUCGGUGAUUCAUACAUUAGAAGUCACCCUCCUAAGGGAAUCCUCUAGAAAACUACCAUCAUAUGUAUUACUCAAUGGGGGAGACUCACCAGCUGCACUGAAAUGUCAGAAGGGUUUGCACAGCUGACGAGUUGCUGAAAACGGAGCAUGGCAGCAUCUCCAUAAAUUCUCUUUAUCCAGCCAAGUGCAGCUUAAUAUAGACUUAGCAUAAGCCUUAGUUCCACUGUCUCCCUCUCACACUAAGAUCAAACACUGCCACAGUUCAUGACAGAAACAUUAAGCUGGUGAUUUUAUAGAGCACAAUACUGUUGGUCGGAUAGGUUGUUGCCUUUUUUUUUUAACUAUUUUUUUCUAGGGAAAGAACAAAGACAAUGUCUGAAUACAGCCAAAAUUCAGACCAAGAGGUCUACUCUGAAGACAUCGAUGAAGAUGAAAUCUUAGCAAACUUAUCUCCCGAAGAGCUGAGGGAGCUACAGAGUGAAAUGGAAGUCAUGGCUCCGGACCCACAAGUGCCGGUGGGAAUGAUACAGAAAGACCAGACCGAGAAACCUCCAACGGGGAACUUCGACCACAGGUCUCUCGUUGAUUAUUUGUACUGGCAGAAAGCAUCAAAACGUAUGCUGGAGGAUGAGAGAGCUUCGGUCACCCUCUUGGCGUCUGAGCGAAACACUGCAGACAAAUUUGAAGAAAAUACUGAUGAUGCAGAGGAUAUCACUAAGGAGGAAUUGCCAGGAGAUGCUACAGAAGCAGAUGGAAGAGAAAGAUAUUACAGAAAUGAGCAACUAGGAAAGUUUUAUUCAGCAAAGCAAUCAGGAGAAACAAACGAAGACAGAAACGAGGAGGAGGAGGAGGAGGAAGAGGAGGAGGAAGGGGAAGAGGAGGAGGAGGAGGAAGGGGAAGAGGAGGAGGAAGAGGAUGAGGAGGAGGAAGAGGAUGAAGAAGAAUCAGGAACGAAGGAGCUACAUGGAGAUGAAAAUAGCAAUAGUGACCAGAUGACAGAGAAAAAAACAGGUACAGACUCAGGGGAAACUUCAGAGAAGCAAGAAGAAAAUGAGAAGAAAAUAUCAAAGUUAAACCUUCCUAAAAAGUUGGCUCUAGAUACUAGCUUCAUGAAGAUAAGUGCAAGGCCUUCAGGGAAUCAAACCAAUUUAGAAGCGAGUUUGGAGAACGUCCGGAAAAACAAUCCAGAUAUCACAGAGCUCAACCUGAACAACAUUGAAAACAUCCCAAAGGAAAUGCUGAUAGAUUUUGUCAAUGCCAUGAAGAAAAACAAGCACGUCAAAACAUUUAGCUUAGCCAACGUGGGUGCGGACGACACCGUUGCGUUUGCUCUGGCCAACAUGUUGCGUGAAAACAGGAGCAUCACGACCCUAAAUAUUGAUUCUAACUUUCUCACGGGCAAAGGCAUCGUUGCCAUCAUGCGAUGCCUGCAGUUUAAUGAGAGGCUGACUGAGCUGCGUUUUCACAACCAGAGGAACAUGCUGGGCCAUCAAGCAGAAAUGGAGAUCGCCAGGCUCUUGAAAGCCAACCCUACCCUGCUGAAGAUAGGCUAUCACUUUGAAGUUCCCGGCCCCAGGAUGGUUGUGACCAACCUGCUCAGCAGAAAUCUUGACAAACAAAGACAAAAAAGACAAGAGGAGCAGAAACAGCAGCAAUUAAAAGAGCAGAGGGAGUUGAUCAGCAUGUUAGAGAAUGGAUUUGGGCUGCCUCCUGGGAUGUGGGAAAUGCUAGGAGGGCCAAUCCCUGAUCCGAGGAUCCGUGAGCCAAUAUGUGCCCCCAAACCACCUGUUCCCCAACCCAUGCCUAUUAGCAAAAGAAAGGAAGAAAGACACACAAGAAAGCCAGCCCCUGAACCACAGAAGGAAACGUCCUCCUUCCGAGUCAUUAAGCUGAAGAAGAUCCAGCGCAAACCCUCUGUGAAGCCAUAUGUGGAGCCCCCUGAAAAAACCAAUCUCAAAGACGUGAUCAAGACGCUUAAACCAGUUCCGAGAAGCAGACCGCCUCCUCUGGUGGAAGUAAGCCCGAGAGAUCAGCUGUUAAAUGACAUCCGUCAGAGUAACGUCGCUUAUCUUAAACCGGUGCCCCUGCCAAAGCAGCUCGAGUAAGAGACCAGAAUGACGUGAAGAAAACAACCUGAAAUAAGGACUAUUCAAGUUUUGCCUUUAAUGGUUUCAAAGGAGGUUUUCUUCAGAAGCCAGGUGGUAGAUAACGAACACAUGGGAACAAUGCUUGCAAAGUGCAGUUCGUUUAAGCGAUGAAGGAAGAGGCUGGAAUGGAAACAGUCAAAACUAAGAGGAUUGCCACUGGAUAUUGAGUAACAAUGAGGCCCUCAUACAAUCUCUAUCUGCCAGCUGGACUUUGGCUUCCAGUUUGUUCAUGGGUAUUUUCUUAGAAGCAACAAUAACCUUACAGCCUGUACAGUUUAGCUCUAUUGCUUCUAUGGUAUCUUCUGCUAUUAUUUUUUCCAGAAACCCAGCAGCCUAUAACAAAUGGUCCUCUUUUACACAUACAAUUUGCUUUCUUUACACUGUUCUUUGCCACGGCUAGUCAUUUUUUUUUUUAAGUUCUAGAGAAGUGAGUAGAGGUCCUCUCCAUGAGAAAGCACGCUGAAGCAUUCACUUGCACACCAAGUGGCAGCUGUCCUGAGGACAGGUUAUCUGCCAUCUCUGUAGAAAAGCAAGAGCUUAAAAAGCACGCAAAAACCCAAAGAUCUGAUGGUUUCAAACUCCACCUAUCCCAGAAUAACUGAAUAACUAUUCUCCAACCAUUUGGGUUGGUCUGAUAAAAGAUAUCAAAUUCACCCAAGGAACCUUGUCUACAUCCCAGAAUGCAUUUGGACAAGUAGUCUAUCCUGGGCAACAGUUAAAAUAUGAAGCCAGGACUUUUGGGGAACGAUGCAAUCCCUUUUCCUCCUCCUCCGGGUUUUUCUCGGUCCUCGUUACCAUCGAUUCACUUCUCAGCCCCCCGUGCUUGAGGCUGCAUAUUGCGGUCACCUGCCAAACGAGACCAGGAAAGACCCGUUGCAGAUGUCCCUCAGCUCUGCUCCAUAUAGGACGAAUGCUUGAGUCUUGCCAGGCUUUUUCAUUUGGGGUUUAGCAGACUGCCGAUGCAAAACAGGUAGUCCCUUCUAGCUGGGAGAGGGAACAGCGCUGUCCUCUUGCAUGGCAUCGCAGAGCCCAGCUUUGCACAACUUGAUGUUUUUUAAAUAGUUCCUGGAAAUAGUUACCCUCCCCACCCUUUUACACAAGCGGAGAUGAAACCUUGCUUCGAGCCCUGGUUGUCGAGCACUGACAAAACGUGCCGAGAAAGGGAGAUUUCCCAUGCCAGGCCCUCCUCGGUUGAUCUGUCACUGAUCUUUCCCCCACAUUCCUCCUUUUUGCUAACAGGUGCAUUUUUAUAUCCCAGUCUUUUUGUCUGUACAACUUCAGCGAGCUCUUUCCUUCCCAAGGACACAGGUCUUGUUGGUUAUUCUCACAGCUACACCCUUUUUGUUCUGCUGGAUGCUGUUUCCUCCCCGCGUGCUUAAAACUCACCUUCCGCCGCUCUUGAAUAGUUGCAACUGGCCUAUAUCCUCUCCUGUCCUUGGGGAUCUUCUUCUGUCGUUCCAUGUUCCCUUUUCCUGUAUUUGUCAGCAUCCUGCAUUUCUUCCCACCCUACCUAAACUUUCUCCCUAGCUGAUCUCAUUUCUUUUGCUCUCCCCCUGCUCUUAGCUUCCUAUUACGCUGCCCCUGUACCCCACCCUUUGCCAUGCAUCAAAGCUCUUCACCUCCAAGUCUGUCCCAGAGGUGCUCCCUUCCAACCUCACUCGACUCUCCCACGUACUUCAAGUGGAACAGCUCAAUUGCAAACUUUGUAGGGGUGAGGGGAAGGAUCUUCCCAUUUGUCAGACGUAUACAUUUACAGAACGAUACAUGACUUAAUCGGGAUAUUUAAGAUGGUGCCUGUGGAAACUCUCUGUGUAAAAGUAGCUUUAUUGCAUCUCACUUCAGAAUGUAAAAAUAAUGGGGGAGAAAAAAAGUGAACUGGGCGGUGUACUUGUAUUGUCUCUUUGUCCAGUUUUUCUAAAUAAUGGAUACAGGCGUAGACUCCUCAGACUAAUUGUGCCCCAGCCAACUGAUUGAGAAGGACCCAAGAUGGUGCCAUGUUUUCCUUGACAAUUCAUCAGCCAGGACUGGUCUAGGACUUGGUGGUGGUCUCGAGGCAGAGGUAUGCUCAUCAUAACUCCAGUUUUGUAGAAACUCCUUCUCCCUGGCAGCUAAGCAGUUGUUACCAUAACCCUCUGUCCCUGGAGUUUCUCUAGGAGGGAAGCCUCCUGGGGACUGCUAUUAUUUUACCAUUUUCUGAUGUCUACUACUUGUAGGAUAAGUAGAAAAAAGGUGUUGGGGGAAGUGGGUAAAAAGAAAGCAAACAGAGCUUUGUCCUGCAUUGUGAAAUGCUCUGGGAAGGGACAGCAACCCUUGAUCUUUCCAUUCAGAGAUUAGAAGGAAAAGUCACUUACUGCUUCUGUUGUAGUCUAGUGAAAGGCCACAUGCUCUUAUAGUUUUGAAUCUGUCACCUGGAUCUGGACCAGACUGGCAACAUAAAUGAAAAUGGCCCAUCUCACGCUUCAUUUAGCCACUUCUCAAGCAUCAAUGAGGAACUUGCAACAGGAUCUAAUAAGGCUUCAAGAAAGGAGUAUGGCCAGGAGGUAGGUUUCAAUACAGGGAGGCAGGGUAGAUAAUAGCUGCUGUUCUGCAGAAGGCAGCAUCUAAGGUAGCUUGGGCACCAGAAGUUUUAUGCCACACUCAUUCAGAAAGCAUGGAGAAGCAGGUAAGCCCCGUUAUACCCCAUUCUGUCUACGUGCUAUUUUGUCUUGAAGCAGUGAUCCUAGCAGCAUAUCCCUCACUGGCCAGGCCCCCACAGCAUGAGCAACUAUUAAAUGCCCUUUGGGUUUCUAUAAUUACUGCUGCCAUGGUCAUGCCACUCCUAGGAGAAGUUCUGGAUAGUGGGUUUAGGGUGCUUCUGCUCCACCCCCACUUCAAAAUGUUAGCAUAUUUUAAAUUAAAAUAAGAUGCACUUGCAGUUUCACUUGUUAAACUUUAUUCUUCACAACUGUGAUUUUUUUUUUUUAAAAUGCUACAAUUUAACCAUGAUGGCAGAAGCUAGCAUUUCUUCUGUAAUGCACGUAUGGAAAUACUCAUCAAAACUAAAGACAAAAGAAUAAGGAGCAGGCCCUUGCUUCUUAUCCUGGAAUAUAGAGACAUGCUUAGAAUAAAUACUGAUCAUUUCAUAAUGUUUGCAUGGAAUGAGGUGGUUCAGGCUUCUAGAACAAAUAGGUGCAAGGGUUAUAUACACUUUCUGAAGGCUUUGGAGGGGGAAAGUCUACUUUAUCCACAAUGUAGGGUGGAAAAACAAUUACAGCUCCAUACUUCACACAGAGGUGAUACACACAAGAGGGAUGGCCCCACACCCCUAUGCCACGUUAAACUGGACAACAUGUUUUCCUGGCAUGAAGUUUAGACAAUUCCUGAACUUAUGAUGGCACUCAGAACUGGCAUUUCAAGCUAAAAGUUUACUGGAAAAAAACCAAAACACUGAAGUGGUGCAUGCAGUUUCUUGCAAAAAUUUGGAAUGGGUUCUAGAAGUGUGUGCAUCUAUUGAUUUAUUGCUUUUAUUCGUAAACCUGAAGUUGAGCCUCCUUUCCCUUGAGCAGUGCCAGAAGCAAACACGUUAAUUAGUAAGAUCUGUAUUUUAGCUUGCGUUGUUGUUUCUCCGCUCUCGAGAAGAACUAGACAAGAGAUUUUUUCAGAACGCCAAAUAGGGCGGAAUCCUUGCUAUAAGCAAGAUUUUAUUAAACUGCAAAAUCCUGGCUCUGCUGAAGUGAACAGCCCAACUUCCAGAGAGUCCACUAGAACAAGGGCCUUGCUGAGAUACGAGGCUGACAUGCCUCUCCUACAUGCGCUUUGUGGAAUUUGCAUUGUUCCAUUCAGAUGUGCCCACGACACGGGGAAUAGUCUGACAUGUUAACGAUAGUUCAAAAUCUAAAUGGGUAUUGAAAAAAAAAAAAAAAAAAAAAAAAGAAAUAUUAAA
Messenger RNA from Alligator mississippiensis (American alligator), 6284 nucleotides. It is a transcript of the gene LMOD3, whose product is annotated as leiomodin 3. The record is from RefSeq and is a predicted model, not a curated record. Bases 587 to 2320 code for a protein of 577 amino acids. Lineage: Eukaryota; Metazoa; Chordata; Crocodylia; Alligatoridae. The transcript is spliced from 3 exons. Gene Ontology annotation, cellular component: striated muscle thin filament; myofibril. Gene Ontology annotation, molecular function: tropomyosin binding; actin binding. Gene Ontology annotation, biological process: pointed-end actin filament capping; muscle contraction; myofibril assembly.